Molecule: messenger RNA, 886 nt
Organism: Mauremys reevesii (Reeves's turtle)
Lineage: Eukaryota; Metazoa; Chordata; Testudines; Geoemydidae
Gene: HMGN3
Product: high mobility group nucleosomal binding domain 3
Exons: 8
Coding region: 15-410 (131 amino acids)
Biological process (GO): chromatin organization
Cellular component (GO): nucleus; chromatin
Molecular function (GO): nucleosomal DNA binding
Source: RefSeq, a predicted model, not a curated record
UCUGUACCUUUCAGAUGAUGCAGGGGAAUUCAGUUAUCGUGGCAUACAGACAGUCUCCAGAGGGUGCUGAGGGCAAGGAUGCAGCAAAAAUAACUAAACAAGAGCCCACAAGACGAUCGGCAAGAUUGUCAGCUAAACCUGUUCCACCAAAACCUGAACCCAAACCAAGGAAAACCACAAAGAAGGAACCUGGAACAAAGGCUAACAAAGGUGCUAAAGGAAAGAAGGAUGAAAAACAAGAAGCUGCAAAGGAAGGUACUACACCAUCUGAAAAUGGUGAAAAUAAAGCUGAAGAGAUUCGCAUCUCUCGCUCAACUGUUAGUGUUUCAACAUCCAGAGGUGCCCCACCCAGCACACUGUCAGUAAAAGGGCAGAUUGAAACAGUGAAAGUUAAGGGCACAGAGAACUGAAUCUGUAGGUGACAAGAGCGAAUGAAUUGUCAUGAAAAUUUUGGGUUGAUUUUAUGUACCUCUUGGACAACUUUUAAAAGAUAUUUUUAUCAAGUAUUUUGUAAAUGCUAAUUUUUUUAGGACAAUGAUAGUUGACAUACUAAACUGUAUAGGAACAUAUCCCUUCUCAUAACCAUGCUCUUAGAAAUUCCCAUUGCUGCCAAGUAAUAUAAAUAUCAAUUUAGCGUUGGAAGAUGUGUGUCAAAUUGGAUCAGCAUUCCAUACACUUGCUUUAAGAAAUUAAGUCUUGUGCAUAUGGUGAUGGUUUUUACUGUGUGUAUUUGAAUUUUUCAUGCAGUUUUUCUAGAGCAAUAAUCAGUGGUGCUUUUGUACUUAGGGUUUAUGUGAUUUUAAUGAAACAUGGAUAGAUGUGGCCACCUGCUGACUAUUUUGGGUUCUAUUAAUGGAUUAAAAUAAAAGGUCUCCUUGCCUGCAAA